This is a messenger RNA of Paramecium tetraurelia, 669 nucleotides long. RefSeq lists its product as uncharacterized. The transcript has 2 exons. The record is from RefSeq and is a predicted model, not a curated record. Gene Ontology annotation, molecular function: protein binding. NCBI's taxonomy places the organism in Eukaryota, Ciliophora, Oligohymenophorea, Peniculida, Parameciidae.
AUGAAUUUAAUAGGGUAAAAAGUACUAUUAGAUGGCCAAGUAAUUGAUACUUUGUCAAAUCAAAGGUUUAAAUUGCCUGAUGCUAAAGUCUAUGCUUGGUCAUUUCAUAAAUAAGUUAUUGUUGCACUUGGAAUUACAAACACUGUUCAAUUAUGGACUGAAAGAAAACCCAAUGAUUGGUAAUAAGCUAUCGCAUUUUCAUCCCAUCAACAUCCAAUCAUCCAUAUAUCAUGGGCACCAUAUGAUGUCACUUUUGCAUCAGUCGAUCAAACUGGAUUAGCAUUAAUUCAUACUAAAAAGUAGGAUACUUGGGAUUAACCAAUACCAUUAAAUUAGGAAAAAUAUUCAGUAAUUGCAUUUGCUCAAAACAAAUCUACUAUCGCUGCAGGAGGAAACUGUUUAGACUUUUAUGAAAAUUUCAAAUUAGUGCACAGAGUUAAUUUGCCUGUCUAAUAAUUAGCUUACAGCUUUACAGAUCGAUUGUUAGCUGUUAGUGACAAUUCUAUCAGUAUUUUUGAGAGGAAUAUCUUUAAAUAACACAUACUUCUUGAAUAGAUCCCAACAUCUGUUUCAUGGUCUUUAAGUGGAUCCAAAAUUUAUGUUUAAAUUCUUAAUGAAACAUUCCAGUAUGUGGAAAACUUAUAUAAUGAAUUUGUAUUAUAAGAUUGA